This is a messenger RNA of Schistocerca nitens (vagrant locust), 4505 nucleotides long. RefSeq names its product BTB/POZ domain-containing protein Tiwaz (gene twz). Gene Ontology annotation, biological process: protein homooligomerization. NCBI's taxonomy places the organism in Eukaryota, Metazoa, Arthropoda, Insecta, Orthoptera, Acrididae. Gene Ontology annotation, molecular function: protein binding. The coding region runs from base 73 to 1032 and encodes 319 amino acids. The transcript has 5 exons. The record is from RefSeq and is a predicted model, not a curated record.
AAUGUGAAGUGCGAGAUUCGAGGCGAGGCGGACGGCAAGGAGCCCAAGGACCUGACGGCGAGCACCAGAGCCAUGUUCCCCAGCUCGCAGAUCAAGAUGAGACUGCUGUCGCCGAGCAGUUCGCCCGCGACGUCGCCGACCAUGUCCAACUCGUCGUCGCCGACGCCGCAGCAGCCGCCGCCGCCGCUGCAGCCGUACAACCACAAGAUCACGGGCAUCCCGUGCGUGGCGGCCGCCUCCCGCUACACGGCGCCCGUGCACAUCGACGUGGGCGGCACCAUCUACACCUCCUCCCUCGAGACGCUCACCAAGUUCCCCGAGUCCCGGCUAGCGAAGCUGUUCAACGGCAGCAUCCCGAUCGUCCUGGACUCUCUGAAGCAGCACUACUUCAUCGACCGCGACGGCGGCAUGUUCCGACACAUCCUCAACUUCAUGCGCAACUCGCGGCUGCUGCUGCCGGACACUUUCAGCGACAUCGACCUGCUGCUCGAGGAGGCCCGCUACUUCGACAUCGCCCCCAUGGUGAGGCAGCUGGAGCAGCUGCGCAAGGAGCGCCAGAAGAAAGCAGCAGCGGCGGCGGCGGCAGCGGCGGCGAGCCCGCAGGCGCUGGGCGGCGGCAGGGACCGCGGCGGGGGCGGUGGGGGCGGCGUGGGCGGCUGCGCCGACGACCCGGGCUGCUGCCACAACAGCGGCGCGCUGCAGCCGGGCCUGCACUACGAGUGCGUCGCGCUGCACGUCUCCCCGGACCUCGGCGAGCGGAUCGUGCUCUCCGGCGAGCGCGCCGUCCUCGACGAGGUGUUCCCCGAGACGUCGCAGGCGCUGAUGGACGCGCGGUCGGGCGCGGCGUGGAACGCGCACGACGCGCGCCACGUCAUCCGCUUCCCGCUGAACGGCUACUGCAAGCUGAACUCGGUGCAGGCCAUCACGCGGCUGCUGAACCGCGGCUUCAGCGUCGCCGCCAGCACCGGCGGCGGCGUCGAGGGCCAGCAGUUCUCCGAGUACCUCUUCGUCCGGCAGGCGCACCCGCUCUAGGCCCGCGGCCCCUGGUGCCGGCUUCCGCCGUGACCAACUCACAGACUGCUGCAGUGGGGAGCGCACCUCGCCGCCACGCUCUCUCUAUCGUGUUCUCUCCACCACUGGAGAUGCUCGAAUCGCGAGCUCCUUUCGGCGAUCAGAGCGUUUUAUAUUCCAGUUUUAAUACUCAUUUGACAUUCCUUCACACUGUCUGAAUUGGCACUAGCGUCAGUGCGAAAACUUGACAAAUUCCGUACAAUGUGAAUACGCAGAUAGGUAUACAGCAAUCCGAGAAAAAGCAACUGAACGAUACGAUAUCAUAAGAGGGGCGUUCAAUAAGUAAUGCAACACAUUUUUUCCGCUUUAUUCAGGACUCCAAUACACCAUACUAUUCCCUAAUCUUUUGGUUACAAAAUCCUAUUUUUCAACGUAAUCUCCGUUCGAUGCGACGGCCUAACGCCAGCUUACUGGCACGGCCUGUAUGCCCGCAUUUUACCACUCUACUGGUUGACAUCGCAGCCAACGUCUUGCUGCAUCAGGAGCCUCCCCAUCAUUCAAGUACUCCUUCUCACGGAGUCCAUCCGUCACUGAGCCAGACAGCUGGAAGUGGGAAUGUACGUGAUCCGGGGAGUAGGGUGCGUGAGGAAGAAUAAUCCAGUGAAGCGUUGUGAGGUCCUCUCGUGUGCGCAGACUUGUGCGAGACCCUGUGCUGUCAAGGAAAAGAAUAAUCUCCCUUUAAUUUACGUCUAUGGUCACAAAACUUUUUGUUCACAGAUUACCGGUUUCGGUCUAUAAUGACCAUCUUCAGAUCUGUGUUUUAUAAAAACAAUGCCCUAAUGUACUUCGUUAGGACAUUGUUUUUAUAAAACAGAGAUCUGAAGAUGAACUUUAUAGACAGAAACCGGUCUAUACCUACCUAAUGUUCUUUAUUAGGACAUUGUUUUUAUAAAACACGUAUCUGAAGAUGGUCAUUAUAGACCGAAACCGGUAAUCUGUGAACAAAACGUCUGUGGCCAUAGAGGUAAAUUAAAGGAAAUUUAUCCUAUAUACGGUUCACUGUUUUAUUCGUGACAAUGUCGCAGCUUGUGAAAGGAUAAACUCAUUUGCAUUUUUGUGGCGACAAACACGCUGAAGUCAUUUCUUCAACUUCUUGAGCGUAGCACAAUACACUUCGAAGUUGAUCAUUGCACCACGAUGGAGGACACCAAACAGAAUAACCCCUUCAUAGUCACAGAAGAGCGUCGCCAUGACUUUACUGUCUGAGGGUGCAGCUUUGAACUUUUUCUUCGGAGGAUAGGUGGUGGCGUCAUUCCAUGGAUUGCCGUUUUGUAUCCGGUUCAAAGUGAUGAACCCAUGUUUCAUCGCCUGUGACGAUAUUAGACAAAAAAAACUGUCAACAUCAGCCUCGUAACGCGCAAGUAAUUCCGCACAGAUGGCCUUCGUUGCUCUUUAUGGUACUCUGUUAGGCGGAGAGCGACCCAGCGGGUACACACCUUUUAGUGUCCCAACUGGUGGAAGAGUCAGUCCAGUUGAGCAGCGAGGUGUUUGAUUGUGAUCCGUCGAUCACCUCGGAUGACGGUGUCCGCACGUUCCAACAUGUCAAAAGUGACAGCUAUAUGCAGCCGGCCCGUACGCGGCAGAUUCGACAGAUUUACGUGACCCUGUUGCUAUGAUGACAGACGCCUCGCCCAGCGAUUCUCCAUGCAUUUGUUACUAAAUUUUAUACAUGGCUGCACGUUCAGAGACCGUUCCUAGGUUACAAUUGCAAGAAAUAAGCCCUCGGUCACUAUUUUUAGACUUAAUUAACCCGGUUUCGACACUCCUAGGAGUGCCUUCAUCAAAACUGAAAAUGAUUAAAGUGGCCUAUAACACAGUCACAGAGUUAUAGAAGAAGACAUUUUUAUAUAAAGAGUGUAAGUACUAAUUAACAGUAAAAGACAUCUGCAGUACUUACAGAUCACAUAUAAAGUAAUUAACACGUCAAAACAGCUUUAGUCACAAAAUAUUUAAGAUAAAAUAAAUGAAGGCGAGCCACUAUGGGCUGCUCAUACCUGCACGGCCACAGGAUGCAACGAACUGCCACGUCCCCGUAGACACCCUGCAAGCGCCUAUGAAUAUCUGCGAUGCUGUGGUUUUCCUCUAAACGAAUCUCAAUGACAGCUCUCUGCUUGGAACGCACCUCAGUUAAAGACACUAUUUUGAAGGAUUCGUACAGUACCGCCACCUUUCGGAACUUCAUGAAACUAUAGGAGCUGAAGCGGGAAUAUUCCACGAUGCCCCACAAUGUCUUGCUGCAUCAACAGAAAAAAAAAUGUGGUGCAUUACUUAUGAACACCCCUCGUACAUCACAGACGCACAGCUCCUCUUCUGUGGUGUUCUAUGAAGAGGUACUGUUACAAAAUAUUGUUGCGGAUUUGAGACCUAAUUCCAGAGUCGGACAGACACAGUUAAGGUUGAACUGAAUCAAACGAUGCGUAAAGCGUGUGCUGUUUCCGUUAAAACAGUCCUGUCAAUUACAGCACUUUUACCGCAGUUGCUCCAGUUAUGAUUCAUUCCAUUAAUGUUAGUGUAUCGUUUUUAGCAACGUAAUUAUUUCUCUAGCAGUAAUUCCACGGUUUUUUUAUCGUGAAAACUGUUUAAGAUAAGAACGAAUACUAACGAAACACACCACUGGCACGACCUUCAAGUAGUAUUAUCAGAACGCCGUAGGCUUUCGAACAAAAUUGUCUGAGGACCAUUUCCUUACACACUAGGCAAAAUAUUAUUAGCCGGCCACGAGUAUUAAUGCACUAAAUCAUCGAAAAGUUUAAAAUUACAUUCGUAAACCUUUCUCGGAGAUCUUUAGUUUGUCACCUUUUAAAUCGUCGUUUGUAAAUAGAUACCAUCGAUCGCAAUUUCCUUAAUUUCUUAGUAAUGCUUCUCAAGACCUUAAUUCUAACACACUUUUUUUGUACAUUACACCCCAUCAUUCUAACACUAAAAUAGUUUUCUGUUAUUGACUUACAUAGGCGUUACGGAUCAAACUGACUUCUAUCAUUAAGUACAAAACUCAAUAUUCUCGACUCAUUUCAUAGCAGGAAAGUUUCGUAUACGCUACGUUUAUCUCCCUGUUGUAUAGACGAGUGCUUGUACUACCGCGCAGGAGAGUAAAGACAUGUGGACCACGUGGUGAUCUCAUAUUAGAAACUCCUUUCGGGGCUGAGAAGCGAGAAAGGAGAGUUAGGAGUGCGUUGCGGGGCGCUGCGGUUUCCGCCGGCCGUCGCAGAAGGUUCCUGUGCCACGAGGCGGGACCCGAACUGACUGCCCGUCGUUCCCCCUGUCAUAAUUGUUGUUCUGUGACAUAGGGUUAUAACAGAUCAGUUCACAUCUCAAAUAAUAGAUCUUUGUGUAAAUGUAGCAUAUAGAAAAUAUUGUUUGUUUUUAAAGUAUAUAACUUCUAUCGCAAUAAGAAACAAUUGUGCCAAUCUGUACCGAAACUGUACAAUUAAAUC